AUGGCGAGCACCGGAAGCCGGACACGGGUCAGGAGUUUUCCUUCUCCAACAAGUUCUAGCUUGAACAGUGCGCAUGGGCAAAGUUCACGUAUUUUAACUGCAACUAGGAAAGCAUGGUCCACAGUUACAGCUCCAUUUCAGAAAUCAUGGUUAGCAGUCACAUUUCCAGUUAGGGAAAUAUGGUCACCAUUGGCAUGUCAUGUUGGAGGGAUAGUUGGCGUGAGAACGAUUGAGGAUUUCAAAGAAUUUUUUCAAGAUUUGAAGGCGUGUUUAAGAGGAGUAGUUCUCCAUGUGAUACUAUGUUUGACGUUGACGAUUCUUCUGCCCAUCAGUUUACCGUGGAAACUGAUAUUGAAGGGGAGAUUUACACUAACAUGGGAAAUGGUACUUGCUAUAUCAUGCAUAGCAAUGUCCGUAGAUCCAUUGUUCUUCUACAUUCCAGUUGUUGAUGAGAGCAACAAGUGUCUUGGAAUGGAUAGAACGUUAAGUACCACAGUUCUUGUGUUGCGUUCACUUACUGAUCUCACUUUUACACUCCAUAUAAUAUCUCUAAUUUAUGAUCGGAUCGACGUCCCCUCAAGCUCCGACUCUGACCCUGACCCGGAGAAGCAUAUUUAUGAAUGCAUACUUAGGAGGAUGAAGUGGUUGUCUAAAGAUAUUAUAGUUGACUUUAUUGCUAUGCUUCCCAUUCCACAGGUCACAAUAAUUAUAGUCCUUUUCAGAAUGAGAGCGUCCGGGCAUCUAUAUGAAAUAAUCAUUGGCAACAUCUGUCUUCCCUUACAAUUUUUUGCAAGAGGUUACCAAAUCUAUCACUUCCAGAAGCAAUUUCAGAUGCUUUGGAAAUGGGCUAAAAUUGCAUUCUAUUUUCUCAUGUACAUCAUGGCUGGUCAUGUUUUUGGAGCAUAUUGGUACUUUUUGUCCAUUCAACGAGAGAUGUCAUGUUGGCAUCAGACAUGUAGAAAUACUAAAGGGUGUAGAUCCACCAAUUAUUGCGAGGACACCAGUUCUUCAGCAGAUAUAAAACUCCUAAAUCAUUUCUGUCCUAUAAAUCCAUCCAAUGAAACACUAUUUGAUUUUGGAAUAUUUCUUGAUGCCCUUCAAUCUGGUAAUACAGGAUCAAUAAGUUUCACAACAAAGUUUCUUUAUACUUUCUGGUGGGGCAUUAGAAACCUGAGUAAUUUUGGGACCGACUUGGAAACAAGUAACUACGUGUGGGAAAACUGCUUCACAAUUUUUCUUUCUCUUGUUGGCUUGCUUCUGUUUAUAUAUCUCAUGGGAAAUGUGCAGACGUAUAUUCUUUGGGAAUCUACAAAAGCAUUGGAGGUUCAGGAAGGGAAAGUUAAGGCUAAAUUUGAAGAUUUAAAUACGUGGAUGUUAGAUAAUGAUGUCCCUGAAAAAAUAAAGACAGAAGUGGUGAAAAUCAUAAAGUAUCAGAAAGUAUUUGAAAGAAAUUACGCUGCCGGUAUUGAUGUUGAUGUGGACUUGGUUUUUGUAUUCAGUACUAUUACUGCGACUGGCAAUAGACCUGUGGCAAGUUAUUUGAAAGAGCAUUUCUGCGUAAAUGCCCUAAAGAAAGUAUCAAUCCUUCAAGACUUAGGAGAAGAUGAAUUUAACUUUGUAUUGAAGUUUUUCAACCCGGUUAUCUACGAGGAGAAUAGCUACCUGGGUCGAGCAGGAGAACCAGAUGACAAAAUGCUUAUCAUAACACAAGGCGUGCUAGCCGUAUAUGUAGACAACACAACUGCAGCAGGCUCCUCAUCAUCAAUUAUUAUUCCCAAGUCACGUUUUGAGAAAGGUGAAGUUUAUGGAGAAGAACUUUUGAACGGCUCUAUUCCUAUCUCGACCCGAGAUGUCAAAUGCCAAGCAAGAGUAGAAGCCUUUGCUCUCACAAGUCGUGGUUUAAAGUAUGUAGUAAAAAUGCUGCGGCAGACACGUACGACUUCGACGUUGUUCUAUGAUCAAGAACAAGUAAACAAGGCAUAUAGAGAGUUAACAACUACAAGAUCGGAGAAGUUUAUACAACAAAAGAAGAAGAUGGAUUGCACGGAGAAAGAUUUAUUUGAGUGGCUGUCAAGAAAUGGUGUUCACCACGACCUGCAGACAUCAGUUAUGAAACACAUUGAGGCUAAUAGUGUGUUGGAAGCAAAUCUAGAUGCAGAGGUUGAUCUGCGGUAUCUAUUUACUAUUCAUCUACCCUGGAAUAUCGAAUAUGACCUAAAGAAGGAUCUCUGCAUGAGUGCUCUCUAUAAAGUACCUGUACUCGUUGGCGUUGAUGAAGAUGUAUUGCACCGGAUCUGUAUGUCACUCGAGCCAGUGGUCCUCCCAAAGAAUAGCUGUGUUGUAAAACCAGGUGGCCAAAUUGAUCGAAUGCUCUUCAUUGUAGAAGGUAAAAUUACAGUGACUGAGCAGACUUUCCAUGUUUUAAGUAGAUUAAGGAAGAGAGGCAACAUUGAAAGAAUUCUGAAGAAAGGCGAUUUCUUUGGGGAGGAACUUCUGACUUGGGCAUUCCCUGACGUCUCUAUUUCCAAAUAUAAACCUGAUAUCUCGAGAAAAUAUGUCGAUUGCUGUGAAAAUGUAGAAGCCUUUGCCCUCACGAAGGAGGGUGUGGAACGUGUGGUCUCCUACUACCGGGAAGGAACCAACACAUUUAAGCAGUUGGAGAAUGGUAGAGAUGGCGUGGCUGAAACUAAUAUAAAUGUUACACCAACAUCUCCCACUAUUGAGCAGAGACUUGAUCAGCUUAUUCAGCUCCAGGUUGACAUGCUUCAACAGCAUCGUAAUGAAAUGGCUAAUCAGGGGCGGAGAUUGGAUGAGAUGGCUGCAUUCCUGGCCAGAUUGGGAUAUCUUAAUACACCACCGCCUCGUCCAUAUCCUCCUCCUCCUCCUCCUCCUCCUCAAUUAUCAAGAACAAGCUAG
Molecule: messenger RNA, 2916 nt
Organism: Argentina anserina (silverweed cinquefoil)
Lineage: Eukaryota; Viridiplantae; Streptophyta; Magnoliopsida; Rosales; Rosaceae
Product: cyclic nucleotide-gated ion channel 1-like
Exons: 9
Coding region: 1-2916 (971 amino acids)
Source: RefSeq, a predicted model, not a curated record